Lactuca sativa (garden lettuce) is the source of this 1990-nucleotide messenger RNA. Its product is annotated as pentatricopeptide repeat-containing protein At1g80270, mitochondrial. Gene Ontology annotation, molecular function: protein binding. Gene Ontology annotation, cellular component: mitochondrion. The record is from RefSeq and is a predicted model, not a curated record. NCBI's taxonomy places the organism in Eukaryota, Viridiplantae, Streptophyta, Magnoliopsida, Asterales, Asteraceae.
CAGCAAAAGGGGGUUUAAGCGGGUUCUUUUCUUCACCUCUGAUCUCUCUGGUUUUCAUUUCUCGAGACGCCAUUAUGUGGGCGCUUCGACGAACCUCCUCGAUUGCUCUCAGGUCACAAACGUUUUCAGCAGUCACCUUUCGUGCAUCAUAUCCUGAACACAAAACACCAUUUUCUACCUACGUGGACAAAACCAGAUUCACCAACCCUUCAAGAAACACAUGUGGAUCCCAGAUAUUAAUCAAAUAUUCUUCCAAUACACAUUCCAAUGCCACUUCAAACCAUUCCUAUUCUUCAAUGGCUAGCACAAAAAGCAGUGGAGAAGAAGAUGAUGAUGAAUUGGAGGAUGGAUUUUCUGAGCUUGAAGGAAACAAUGAUGAAGAUGAAAGCGAUAAUGAAUCAACCUCUGAACCCGAACUUUCUGAAAAUGACAUGGAAGUAUCAGUUCCUGAAAUUACAGAAACCCAUCAACAAAAAAGAGCUUCUUCAGUGAUUUUCAAGGCUCUCAUGGAUUCCCCAAUGCAACCUGCUCAAAAGACCCUUGAUAAAUGGCUUGAAAAAGGAGACACUAUAAGCAGAUCAGAUGUAUCUAUAGCCAUGCUUGAACUCCGGAGGCGUAGGAUGUAUGCCAAAGCUUUACAGCUGUCUGAAUGGUUACAGACCCGAAAACAGUUAGAAUUCAACGAAAAAGAUUAUUCUUCUCAUAUUGACUUAAUCAGCAAAGUCAACGGUCUCCAAGCUGCAGAAAACCACAUUUCAAGAAUCCCAAAGUCCUUUCAAGGCGAACUUCUCUACCGAACUCUCCUAGCAAACUGUGUUCGAUCCACCAACAUGUCAAAAUCCGAACAAAUCUUCAACAAAAUGAAGGAGUUAAAACUCCCGAUAACGCCCUUCGUCUGCAACCAACUCCUCCUCCUAUACAAAAGAACCAACAAGAAAAAAAUCCCCGAUGUCUUAAAACUAAUGGAGGACGAAAACGUAAAACCAUCACUUUUCACUUACCGAAUGUUACUCGACAUCAAAGGUCAAAGCAACGACAUAUCCGGAAUCGAGCAAAUCCUCGAGGUAAUGAAAGCCGAAGACAUCAACAUCGACGAGGAUCCCAAAAUACGCGCGAUUUUAGCGCGCCAUUAUAUAAACUUUGGAUUAAAAGAAAAAGCAAAAAUCAUAUUAAAAGAACUAGAAGGAUCCGAUUUGAAAGAAAACCGAUCGGCUUGCGCGUAUUUACUUCCGCUUUACGCCUCCCUCGGAAGCCUGGAGGAAGUCAACCGAAUCUGGUCAAUCUGCGAGUCAAACCCAAUGCUCAACGAAUGCUUAUACGCGAUCACCGCAUACGGAACCCUAAACAAAGUUGACCAAGCGGAAACCGUGUUUGACCAAAUGUCGAAGCGAUACAAACGAAUUUCCGCGAGACAUUACGCGGUGAUGUUAAAAGUUUAUGCGAAUAACAAAAUGUUAUCGAAAGGGAAGGAUCUUGUGAAACGGAUGGCUGAGAUCGGUUGCCAGAUCGGGCCGUUGACUUGGGACGCGUUGGUCAAACUUUAUGUUGAAGCGGGUGAGAUUGAAAAAGCUGACUUGAUUUUGCGUAGGGCUUCGGAGCAGAAUCGGGUGAAGCCGUUUUUUAAUAGUUAUAUGGUGGUUAUGGAUGAGUAUGCGAAGAAAGGAGAUGUGCAUAAUGCUGAGAAGAUGUUUCAUAGAAUGAGACAAGAUGGGUAUGUGGCGAGGUUGAGGCAGUAUCAUUCGCUUUUGAAAACUUAUAUAAAUGCAAAGAUGCCUGCGUAUGGGUUUAGGGAACGGAUGAAAGCGGAUAAUAUUUUCCCGACUAAAUCGUUGGCGGGACAGCUGGCGCAAGUGGACGCGUUUAAACGGACUGCAGUGUCUAAUCUUUUGGAUUAAGUAAAAAAAACGAGUUACAAUAUGAAUAACGAUUUGUUUGGAACUUGGUUUUGCUUUACAUUUAUGAUGGAAAAUAGAGGUAAUUUGUUUUGCUA